This is a messenger RNA of Drosophila serrata, 460 nucleotides long. RefSeq lists its product as uncharacterized. The record is from RefSeq and is a predicted model, not a curated record. Lineage: Eukaryota; Metazoa; Arthropoda; Insecta; Diptera; Drosophilidae.
UCGAUCACUUCGAAAUCAGCAUCGGUUCUUCCAGUCUUCCUAAUCCUCCUUCUCGAAAUCAACAUCAAGAUGUCUCGCUUCAACGUCACCGCUGCUCUCCUCGCCGCCUGCCUGGUCCUGGUUAUCCUGGGUGGACACAAUAGCGCCCAGGCUGCCGUGGCCCGGGUCAAGCUGACCAAUGAUGCACAUCCCGGCAAGUGUGUGCUGGACGCCAACACUGUAUUGUCGCCUGGCCAGAGCGGCAAGCUGCCGGACCAUCCCUGUGCCGGUGCCACCUGUGAUUCCGAUGGCCAUGUGACCAUCAAGACCUGCAGGGCCGUGGCCCCACCCAAGGGAUGCAAGCAGCGUGACUUUGUGAACACCAAUCGCAGCUUCCCCGAGUGCUGUGAGCGGGCCUAUGACUGCAACAAGCACAUCUAGGUUAGGAUUGAGUCCUUUGCGGGGGUCUUUCUUCCUUCCC